AUUCUUUUUUGAUGGAUGCAGUAUUCCAGAUAAUCGCCUUUGACGAAUUGCACAUGGACUUCAAAAACCCUAUUGACCAGGGCAACCCAGCCAGGGCAAGAGAGAGGUUGAAAAACAUUGAACGUAUCUGCUGUCUCUUGAGAAAGCUUGUGGUUCCUGAGUACUCCAUCCAUGGGCUUUUCUGUCUAAUGUUUCUCUGUGCGGCUGAAUGGGUGACCCUGGGACUUAACAUCCCACUGCUUUUCUACCACUUGUGGAGGUAUUUCCAUCGCCCAGCAGAUGGUUCAGAGGUCAUGUAUGAUGCUGUCUCCAUCAUGAAUGCUGACAUCUUAAACUACUGUCAGAAGGAGUCCUGGUGCAAACUGGCCUUUUAUCUGUUGUCAUUCUUCUAUUACCUGUACAGUAUGGUUUAUACGCUGGUGAGUUUCUAACAGAGCCUACGGAUGACGUGCAGGAAUCCUUAAACUGGUUCCCAGUGAUUCCUUUGAGACAUACGCCUCACCUGGACUAUGACAACCUUCUGUGCUAGGACUGUGGUGGGUGGGAUGGACUCGCAACCGGCCUGAGGCCGCCAUGUCUGAAGCCAAUACCACUGCAAGACUGUCUUUUUCUGGCUGCCUUGGACACUGAUAUUCUGCUGCCUCAUACCAGAUGGGGGCUACCAUACUCCCCACUCACAUUUCCAGCCCCAGGAGUAACAUCCACCGAUUCUGUAUUUUUCAAUAGAAAGCCUGUGAUCUCUCUUUGUCACUGGACUUCCCAGUUUAUAUUCCAUGUGAAACCCAUGUUUGGGGAAUUGAGGCAGGACUUGGUGACUCUAUCUGUGUGUAAAGCAAAACGAAGUUCUCAUCAACUCCAGUCAUUAGGGUGGACAUUUUGUUAAACAGGGGCUUCUGUUCUUCUACAGCUUUGUUUUUUUGGGUUUUUUAAAUCUGGGGAGCCCCCUUCCCUCACCCACCCAUCCAGUCGUAAGGUCUGGGGGUAGUGCCCUUGAGAUACAAUUAGCCCAUUUUUUUGUAAGUGUAGUGAUAAUAACUGAGCAAAUUCUCUUUUUAAAAAGCCAUAAGGAAGAUGAUAACUAUAAAGAAUAAAUUUGGCAGCCAUUUUAUAAGUGGCACAGUUGCAAAAGACUUUUGCGUGGGUGUGUGUGUGAGGCAGUGGGGAAGCUUUGUCCUGUCUUUCCUUCCAAACCCAACCCCCCAAAUAAUAAUUCUACGGGGAGUCAGUAUUCAAUAUGUUCGGCUGCCCUUUCUUUUCUUCUGAAUUGUGAUAUUGUCAGAUGUGGAAGGGAUGCUGAGAUUGGAAGUAGUGGAGGUACUCUGUUGUCAUGGCAACACCCAGGCCUAUCUUUUUGUCCUUUGGCUUUCGGCGCGUGCGCGCAUGUGUGCGCACAUAAACACACACAUAUACACACAGUUUCCUCAGGCCUUGCUCCUGGCAGAUGGGAAAGAAGGAAGAGGCCUCUGUGUUACAUCCCUUUCUGUGGAAGUCAGAAUCCUGACAUUAUAUUGCCUUUUUGUGGUCAAAAAGUAUUCUGCCCCCAUAAAAACAGCACAAAACAAGAAUGUAAGCAGAGCCUAAAGCUGGUCUACUCCAGCAACCGGGAAUUUAUGGCCUCCCAGAUGUUGUCGGACUGCAACGUCUAUUGAAUUUAACCAGCAUAGUCGGUGGGAGCUGUAGUUCAACAACAUCUGGAUUAACCCAACUUCAUGAUUCCAUCAGCAAUCAGCUAAAUGUUUAGCUUACAUAUUGUAAACCGCUUAAAGACUGCCAACUGCAGUGUAAAGCGGUAUAUAAAUGAAGCUGUUAUUGCUAUAUUUCUGGGUGGUUGAAAAGCAUUGGAGACAUUACUUCAUCAUUUGAUUUUCUGGGUAUCUGAUAUUCUAAGAGGUAGGCUCCUUCUAUAUAUGAACACUCCAUUUACCUGUCAUUGCCAACAAAUGUCAAUACAGUAUGUAGAGGGGUCUUGUAGCACCUUUGAGACUAACUGAAAGGACGAAGUGUGCAGCACGAGCUUUCCUAGACUUAA
This is a messenger RNA of Sceloporus undulatus (fence lizard), 2029 nucleotides long. RefSeq names its product cornichon family AMPA receptor auxiliary protein 2 (gene CNIH2). Lineage: Eukaryota; Metazoa; Chordata; Lepidosauria; Squamata; Phrynosomatidae. The record is from RefSeq and is a predicted model, not a curated record. The transcript has 6 exons. Gene Ontology annotation, cellular component: synapse; dendrite. Gene Ontology annotation, biological process: regulation of AMPA receptor activity; vesicle-mediated transport. The coding region runs from base 12 to 431 and encodes 139 amino acids.